AGGUGUGGUCUUCCAAUUCAAAACCCUAAACCUAAACUUAAACCCUUACUUCAAUUUCUUCAAUCCAAUACCGAAAAUGUUCAAAAUUUCCUCCACAUUGUUUCUACAUUUCAUCCAUAAACGUUCUCUCAAUACCAUUUCUACUUCUACAUUGCCUUUACCUUCUGUUUCUACCAUUGAAUUCCUCACUAAUUCAUGUGGCCUUUCUUCAGGAUCUCCUACUUCCGCCGGUCGAAAGCUCCAAUUCGAUGAAAAACACAUCCACCAGUACGAAGCUAUUAUUGGCUUCUUGAAAUCUCAUGGAUUCGAUAAUUCACAGAUCGCCAAGUUGGUCUCGAAGCAACCUUCCAUCCUUCAAUCCAAAGUACCCAACAAUCUGAAGCCUAAAUUUGAGUUCCUCCAGGAAGUCGGUUUCGUCGGUCCUUUACUUCCUAAGCUAAUUCUAUCAAACCCUGGGAUUCUUCUCAGGAGCUUAGAUUCUCGGUUGAAACCAUCAUUUUUUAUCUUGAAGGAAAUGCUUGGUGAAAAAGGAAAUUCUAUAAAAAAUUCAUGUGACCUUUCUACAGAAUCUCCUUCUUCCGCUGGUGGAAAGCUCCGAAUCGAUGAAAAAAACAUCCAGCAGUACGAAGCCAUUAUCGGUUUCUUCAAAUCACAUGGAUUCGAGAAUUCACAGAUCGCCAAGUUGGUCUCGAGGCAACCUUCAAUCCUUCUAUCCACAGUAUCCACCAAUCUGAAGCCUAAAUUUGAGUUCCUCCAGGAAAUCGGGAUCGUCGGUCCUUUACUUCCUAAGGUAAUUGCAUCGAACCCUGGGAUUCUUCUCAGGAGCUUAGAUUCUCAUUUGAAACCAACAUUUCGUUUCUUAAAGGAAAUACUUAAAUCGGAUGAAAAGGUAACUGCUACUUUUUGUCGUUGUACGUGGCUUCUAACUUCUAAUUCCAAGGGUGCUCUGCGAUCAAACAUUGAUAUUUUGGUCAGUGAAGGAGUACCAUCUAGGAAUAUAGCGAAAAUGACUGAAAUGCACCCUAGAACUAUUACACGAAAUGUUGAUAGAAUGAUUGAUGCAGUGAAAACGGUUAAAGAAUUAGGCGUUGAACCAAAGGAUGGUAUGUUUGUUUAUGCAGUUAGUACAGUGGCUUCAAUGAGUGGUUCAAAUUGGAAGAAGAAAAUAAAUAUUAUGAAGAGUUUAGGAUGGUCUGAGAAGGAUAUUGCUACAGCAUUUAAGAGAUUUCCACUUUAUUUAACUUGUUCAGAGGAGAAAAUGAAGGAUGUUGCAGAUUUCUGUUUCAACACUGCAAAGUUUGAUACAAGAACUCUAAUUAGUUACCCUGUGUUAUUCAAGUGUUCAGUCGACAAGCGGCUUCAACCGAGGUACAAAGUUCUUGAGGUUUUGAAGGUGAAAAAUCUUCUUAAGAACAGAAAGAUUGCUUCGAUAUUCUUAAAAGGGGAGAAAACUUUUGUGGAGAAAUAUGUAGUUAAGCAUUUGGCUGAAAUCCCAAAUCUGAUGGACAUAUACCGAGGUAAUGUUGCAUCCGAAACCAAAUCUGUUCUAUAGGAUUGGAAGGUAGUAAGUCAAUUACUGUCAUAGUCCUUCUAUUGGUUGCUCUAAACAAAGAUUGACUUUUGUGAAUGGAGACCCAGUAGAGGAGGUCUACAUGAGCCCUGCGUCUCAAAGAAAAUACACCGUUGAUUUGCUAAAUGACACAGGUAUGUUGGGUACCGUCGUGCUGACAUUCAUAAUGUUCUUAUAGUUUAAAUUUGAGCAUCAUGUGAUCUUCAAACGGGAGAGCAUUUUUGUUGUUAUUAACCUACUGUUUUAAAUAACACUGCUUCUUGAGCUUUUCAAAUGGUGGGAGGGUUGUGUUGUUUUUGUAUCCAAAUUAAGGCAAUUAGUUAGGUAAAUCUAUUUGGUGUACAUUUGAUCAUAGACAUGUUGAUCUUGAAAUUGGAGGCUUUUUUGUUUUUCUCUUCCUAAUCCUUUAGUCACUCCUUGAAGUUUUGCAAGUUUGUAGACUAAUUUUGAAAGAAAUGAUGCUGAAAUGGGAUGAGAGACAUGAGACUUCUACAUAAACCUUAUGCUUUGUGUUUGUAAGGUAGAUGAGAAUUGAAUGAAAUAUUGUAGUUGAAGGAAGGGAUGUAUUAUUUGCUAUUCCAAAUAACAAUCUUAUUAUUUUCA
Cucumis sativus (cucumber) is the source of this 2173-nucleotide messenger RNA. Its product is annotated as transcription termination factor MTERF9, chloroplastic-like. Lineage: Eukaryota; Viridiplantae; Streptophyta; Magnoliopsida; Cucurbitales; Cucurbitaceae. The record is from RefSeq and is a predicted model, not a curated record. Gene Ontology annotation, molecular function: double-stranded DNA binding. The coding region runs from base 77 to 1552 and encodes 491 amino acids. The transcript has a single exon. Gene Ontology annotation, biological process: regulation of DNA-templated transcription; chloroplast organization. Gene Ontology annotation, cellular component: chloroplast.